CACACGGUGUCCAACAGUUGCAAUCGAAACAGCAAUGGCAAAGGAGAGACUGCCCUUUCGACUGGCCGUGGGUAGAGCUGCCUGGUGGAUACCCCAUCCAGGACCAAAACCACCGCAAUACCAUCGCAAAUCCACUCGACACGCACCUGCGACCGUGCCUGUGACGGUCAUGGUCAGUGCCGCGACUUCAGCGGAGGAUGCGCGAAAAUUGCCAUUUGCUGCCGCUUUAAAGGAUUUGCUGCAGAACCUGUCCUUUCAUUGUUAUGGCAAAUUAGUCGAGCACGGCCGUCGCAUUCAGGAGCGCUUCUUCUGGCUCAUUUUCCACAUAACUGCCCUGAGCGUUCUAAUUGCAUUCCUCUGGGGUACCUUCACGAACGGGAUCCAGGAGGCUCUGGUGACCACGAUGUACCAUCCGCAGUAUCCCAUUUGGAAGGUGGAGUUCCCCGCGAUAUCCGUGUGCAGCUUUAAUCGCAUAUCCGAGCGUGCCGCCUGGCGCUAUGCCCUCGAGCUGAGCCUCAAGGAUCCAAGGCAGCGCGAGGUUAGCUUCUUCUAUGACCAGCUGAAGGAAUUUUUGUCAUUGUUCUACAAUCCCAAUGAGACAACGGACAUUGACAGGGCCCUGCGCUUUCAGAGCUUCCUCGACAGGUUCGACGUUGAGGCACAUGAGCUCUUCUUCAAUACCAGACGACGCAUGCACUUCCUCACACCCAACUGCAGCGACAUGUUUGUGUCCUGCCGCAUUGCGGGACGUACCUUCGAUUGUCUCGAACAGUUCGAGGAAACCCUCACAAGUCAUGGCUACUGUUGCACCUUCAACUAUGAUGGCAGGUAUGUGAACAAGCGGGACUUUCGACAGCUUUAUUUUGGACCCGAAAUGGGCCUGGUGUUGACUCUGAAGACAAUGCCCAGCGACAGUUUUUACCAAGUGAAUCCUCGAAAGGGUUUUAGGAUUUCCAUAUAUGAGCCACAUAGCUAUCCGGAUCCCUUCUCCGGCGGAGUGGCCGAAAGAAUGGCCAAGACGGGCGUGAACACUCUGCUGCCUGUGAGGGCAAAGAUCUUUGAAACGGUGCCCGAAGCUCGCAGGAUGAGUAAGUCGGUGCGCAAGUGUCUCUUUGCGGACGAAAUGCCAUGGAUCUUUGCCCGUCGCUAUACCUUUAGUAAGUGCAUCUCCGCCUGUCGAGCACGCAGCGUUGUCAGCCUGUGCGAGUGCGUUCCCUUCAGUCUGCCCCAUCGGUAUAUUGAUGGGAGUGAGACGCGGCUCUACUGCACGCUGCAGCACAAUGAGUGCCUGAGGCGCUACUCGUUUAAAUGGUUGAAUGUCAUCACCAGUCGCGAGAACGUCACUGGCCUGGAGCACGAGAUGCAGGAUGCCCUCUACUGUCCACAGUGCCUGGCCUCCUGCACGGAGACCCGCUACAGCGUGCGCGGUGCCAUGACGCUGGCCCUCCCGAGCCCAUCGAAGUCCCCACCGCGAAGCAGCCUUGGACCUACUGCCAAUAACAGUUACGGCCAUGCCAGCUCCAGCUCCAGCUCCAGCUCCAAAACCAACUCCAACUCAUCCUCUCAGACGGAGAUGGCUGUGGUUCGUAUUUAUUUUGCCGAAACGCACAUUCAAUACUUUCGCCAGAUUAUUAAGAGUGCCUGGUACGAGACCUUCAGUACAAUUGGCAACAUCUGCGGCAUUAUAGCGGGCUUCUCAUUGAUUGGCAUCUGCGAGCUGUUGUUUUUUCUAGCCAAACAAUUAUGGCAAGCCUGCAAAGCGGAACUGAGGGCAGAACUGGCACACAUUCAAUGGCGGAAGGAGCACCAGCACCCCACUAGGGGUACAGGAGCAGCAUCAGAAACAUCAGCAGCUGCAGGGGCACAGGAGCGACCAAUGGAGUUGUUUAUCCUGCCGUAAUUGAGCGAAAUGCAUCGUUAAUUUUAAAGCUCAGUGAUUUUUAUGCACAUCCUUUGUGUACUCCAUUGAUCGACUUCCAGCUGGAUGGGAAUGGUGUGGAGUACACUGUGGAGUCCGGCUCAAGAGCACUUACUUUGCAUGGUCAUUGUCACAUAAAAAUAAACAGCGAACCUUCACGUACGAUUGCCAAUUGUUGGACUGGGAGUGGCGCGGCUUGAAGAGCUGCCAAAAAGGCCCAGACGGUGACAUUAGCGCCAGCAGUUGCUACAUUCUUUCUGGCCAUUUGCCCACUUCGGGGUCAGCGGCAGUUAUGGACCACAGAAUACACGAGCC
This is a messenger RNA of Drosophila guanche, 2233 nucleotides long. It is a transcript of the gene ppk24, whose product is annotated as pickpocket protein 28. NCBI's taxonomy places the organism in Eukaryota, Metazoa, Arthropoda, Insecta, Diptera, Drosophilidae. Gene Ontology annotation, molecular function: ligand-gated sodium channel activity. Bases 35 to 1900 code for a protein of 621 amino acids. The record is from RefSeq and is a predicted model, not a curated record. Gene Ontology annotation, cellular component: membrane. The transcript has 9 exons. Gene Ontology annotation, biological process: sodium ion transmembrane transport.